AUGCGUCCAAAUUCCAAUUCUAACACUUCAACUGGAAAGUGGUUUCCGUUUUCCUGUUUGUUUAUUCUACAAGCCCUGGUUGCCAUUGCAACUAUCACUUGGAUCAUCGUGAAUGUAAUGUUUUUUGUUAAUACAAAUAAUAACACAAGCAAAGCAUUCAACGAGAAGCUAUUUAAGGAGUCAUACGGGUGGGAAAUCAUAGAUAUUGGCCACAAUAUUAGCCAUGAAGUACCUGAAGAUGACUUUAAGGGAAGAAAAUUGAUAAACGAGGAUUUUGGACCUCAAGAGUAUCCGAAUUCGUACCCUUGGAAAAUGCAUGGAGAUCUCGGUUUCCUUCCAAAUGGUGAAAAGGCGUGGAAACCUUCCCCGCCUCCUCCAAAAGACCUUAAUAUUCCUGUUGCACUUGCCCAGGGAGGUGGAUUCAAUCUGAACCUAUCAGAUGCCCUUCCUUUGGACAGAAAUGUCUCAGAUUACCGUGAUCUACAAUGCAAAUUGAUUAACUAUGAUAUCAGCAAAAUGGAAAAGAUUUCCGUAAUCAUAGUUUUUUAUAACGAACCAUUUUCAACUCUGAUGAGGUCUGUACAUUCAGUGUUAAAUAGGACCCCUCCAUCUCUUUUGGAUGAGAUCAUUCUUGUUGACGAUGGUAGCAAUAGUGAGCAUAUCAAGGUAGGAGGGAAUAAUCUACUUGUGAAUUACAUAAAUACUCUACCAAAGGUCCGUCUGAUUAGAAAUGCAAAGAGAUCCGGAAUUGUCGGGGCUCGACUUGCAGGAAUUAAUGCAUGUAGAUCCCCUAUUUUUGUAAUUUUGGAUAGCCACAUCGAAGUACAACCAGUUUGGGCAGAACCAAUAAUUAAAAGAAUUCAGGAAGAUCCAAGGAGAAUUGUAAUGCCUCAAAUUGAUUCUAUUGAUAGUGAGACAUUUGAAUUUGUCAAUGGUGGGAUUGGAUGCACUCUUGGAUUUUUAUGGAAACUGAUUGAGCAUGCCUUCCCUCAGCAGAUCUCUCCAGACCCCAGGAGAAGGUAUGCGAAAAGUUAUGACUACGUUUCUUCUCCAACCAUGGCUGGAGGUUUACUUGCAGCUAACGUGGCCUUUUUCAAGCAGAUUGGAUCGUAUGACCCUCAGUUUGAGUAUUGGGGAACAGAGAACCUUGAGCUCUCGUUCAGAGUUUGGAUGUGUGGAGGUUUUAUUGAAUGUGCACCCUGCAGUAGAGUUUUCCAUGUUUUCCGAAAGGGUGGAGUGGGUUACUCAUCUCCUUCCCAUGCUGUUUUAAAGAACAAGCUCAGAACGCUUUAUAUUUGGAUGGAUGAGUUUGGCGACCUCGCUUGGAGAGUUAUGGGAAGGCCUAGAGUAGAUACUGGGCCUUUAGAUGAGAGAAUCAAACUGAGAGAGAAACUGCACUGUAACUCAUUCAAGUGGUUUUUAGAGAACGUUAAUCCUGAGGCUGAAGUUAAGUCCAUUGAUGAUGUUCCAUAUAUAGGAAAUAUAAAAAAUGUCGGUUCAAAUUUGUGUAUUGAUACCGAUGGAUUUAACAAUCCUGGUGGGAAAGUUAGGCUUUGGAGUUGCCACACUGGGGAGACUCAAAACUUUAUGUACUUUAAGACCUCAAGACACUGGAUGGUCACAAUUAACGAUGAGUCCUGCAUAACUGAAAAAUUCAAGUUAGACUGGUGUAAUGAGCACUCUUAUCAAUGGGAUGUGGAAAUUGUCUCCAAGAAGCCUCUUACAGCUUUGAUAAAACGUGGUAAAUCAUGUAUCACAGCUGUGGAUAGCCAGCUUAUGUUGAAAACUUGUGAGACAGACAACAAAUUCCAGCAAUGGGAAAUUGAGUCUUACGAUUUAACUAAAAGAGUCCUCCCUUCCCCCGAGAAUCUCCUUAAGAAAAAGGGAUUCAGGGGGACAAGUGAGGUUUAG
Messenger RNA from Cryptosporidium ubiquitum, 1911 nucleotides. RefSeq lists its product as uncharacterized. NCBI's taxonomy places the organism in Eukaryota, Apicomplexa, Conoidasida, Eucoccidiorida, Cryptosporidiidae. The record is from RefSeq and is a predicted model, not a curated record. The transcript has a single exon. The coding region runs from base 1 to 1911 and encodes 636 amino acids. Gene Ontology annotation, cellular component: Golgi apparatus.